Molecule: messenger RNA, 1478 nt
Organism: Malaya genurostris
Lineage: Eukaryota; Metazoa; Arthropoda; Insecta; Diptera; Culicidae
Gene: ECSIT
Product: evolutionarily conserved signaling intermediate in Toll pathway, mitochondrial
Exons: 2
Coding region: 114-1370 (418 amino acids)
Cellular component (GO): mitochondrion
Molecular function (GO): protein binding
Source: RefSeq, a predicted model, not a curated record
AAAUAAACAAACUUCUAAUCAGCUGGAAGGAGCGUUACAACUUGCGUUACAUUUUUCUGCCGCCGAAAGAGAAAGGGCAUAUGGGGGCACUGGGCAAUUGAAGCUUAAUACGAAUGUCAGUUCGGGUUUGUUUUGAUCUUCACUUUCGUCUCGAUAUCGGCAGAUUUUUGUGCACCGGUCAAAUGAUACUGAUUAGGCAACAAAUUGGAACCGUCUAUCGAUUGUCCCGCACAACGAUUCGGGCUUGUAGUGCCAGUUCUAAGAAAUCUUCAGAAGAAGGUGAUGAUAGCAGAGAAAAUCGUUCCGAGGCCAAACUAGCACUGAGAACACAAUUUUUCGAGCAUGUUUCGAAACGGGAUAAACAAACCUACAUCGAUAUGGUACGGGUAUUUGAACAGCAAAGUGUCCACCGAAGGAAUCACGUAGAAUUUAUUUAUGCUGCCCUGAAGCACAUGGAAGAGUUUGGGGUACACAAAGACCUUCAGGUCUACAAAGCUCUGAUUGAGGUGAUGCCGAAGGGCAAGUUUAUUCCGACCAACAUCUUCCAGGCGGAAUUCAUGCAUUAUCCGCGCCAGCAGCAGGUAAUCAUCGAUCUGCUGGAACAGAUGGAGGACAAUGGAGUUAUUCCAGACUACGAAAUGGAAUCAAUGUUGCUCAAUGUGUUCGGAAAGAAAGGUCACCCUGUGCGGAAGUACUGGCGGAUGAUGUACUGGAUGCCAAAAUUUAAAAAUCUAUCCCCUUGGCCGUUACCGAACCCAGUACCGGAUGAUUCUCUGGAGCUAGCUAAAAUGGCAGUGGAACGGAUGUGUUCGGUCGAUUUGCUGUCACAGAUUUCGCUGUUCGAUUCGAAGGAUGUUCCUGAAGCUCUUGAUCACACGUGGAUCGUUAGCGGUCAGAGUUCGGAACAAUCAGAACUGCUUGCCCGACACAAGCAGAAACCCGUCUUCAUUGAAGGCCCCUUCCUGAUAUGGCUGCGAAAUAGAUCAAUAAACUAUUUUCUACUGAAAAGCGAAUCGAACCCGCCCCCUUUGCCAGAUGACGAAGAUCUGGAUGAUGUUCGCCGACUGCGAGUACCUUUCUUGGGCAUUGGUAUGACCCAUUCAGCACCACCACCGAAGAAUAAGUUAGCACUCAAAAGGUCUGUUCACGAGCAGGACGAUGGAACGAUUUUUGCCAUUUGCUGUACUGGUUCGUCCACCAAAGAUUCACUGUUAUCCUGGGUACGACUACUGGAGAAGAACGGCAAUCCCUGUCUAGAACAUCUUCCUGUGUUGUUUAAAUUUACUUCCCAGAUACCGGACCAGCUUAAAGUUAUUGCUUCCGGCGCUUCGCAUAAGAAACAAGGGGACGUGCGUCAGAAUGAAACUUAACUGGAGUUGUAGAUGAGUGGAUCUUGUAAAUGCAAUUAAUAAUGUAAAUGUAAAUCUAUUUAAAUAGAGAGCAUAACCAAUUUGAUAUGCAUUUAAAUUUUUAUCAAU